Molecule: messenger RNA, 794 nt
Organism: Hyla sarda
Lineage: Eukaryota; Metazoa; Chordata; Amphibia; Anura; Hylidae
Exons: 3
Coding region: 22-636 (204 amino acids)
Biological process (GO): immune response
Cellular component (GO): extracellular region
Molecular function (GO): cytokine activity
Source: RefSeq, a predicted model, not a curated record
GACUGUCUUGUGUCUCUUAGUAUGGUGGCAAGAUUAAGAAAGUGUGAUAAAAUCUCAGGUUUCCUAUAUGGAAUUUUCCUGUUACUUAAACUAUCUGCUAAUUGCAGUGGUGAUGUCCUUAAUCAGACCAAAAUAAUGUUAACCGAAAUGCAAGAGGAAGCAAAAGAACUGUUCAUUGAAUCUUUCACAGAGCAUGAUGUUUCGGAGCUUACCUGUAAAGAACCCUAUCCACACACUACACAAAAGAGCUUCAACAAAGUUACCCAAAGAAUCAAUGAAAGUCUAACUGAUUUCAUCAAAGCCUUUUCUGUGCUACUGAGCAGACAUGAAGAAUCUGAGUACAACCAUACAAAGAAUCUAAAGAAAGCUAAAGAGAAGAUUGCUGGACUGCGCAACAAUCUGUCAAAGCUUUAUAAAUAUAAGUGGCCAAAUAAACUUCAUGAACCUUUGAAUGCAGUGCUACGGAUUAAAGUUUACCCACCUAAUAGUGAUGACAUUUAUGAUCAAAAGUUAGAAUGCUGUCAGCUCAUAAAUGUUUACGUAAAUUUUCUAGACGUUGUUCACAGAAUAGUUUUGAAAAUUCUACCUAAAAGAUCAAAAAAGACAUUUUCACGAACUAACUGUAUUAUAGACUAAGAUGCAGUUGAAUUCUAGUCAACUACUUAUAUUUCGUGGGAUGAUACAAAGAUAAACCAUCAACCAGCUAAAUGAAUGUUAUCUUCACCGGAUAUUGCAAAGGUAUGAUGUUGGCUUGAUUCCAAUCCACCAGUUUUGUAAUAAUCUUUUUACCAGCA